Gasterosteus aculeatus aculeatus (three-spined stickleback) is the source of this 3590-nucleotide messenger RNA. Lineage: Eukaryota; Metazoa; Chordata; Actinopteri; Perciformes; Gasterosteidae. The record is from RefSeq and is a predicted model, not a curated record.
CUGAGUGACAGGACCUCAUACAGCUCCAGGAUCUGCCGUGGACCGAAGAGCUCGGAGCUCGGAGUGACUCUCGGCAGCCGCAGCGGGGAGACCCGGGGGGGCCCCUCCGCAACUUCCCCCCUUUUUCUGUGUCGACAGGAGGGAGCGUCGACUCGAGGCGCUCGCGGAGACGCGCCUCUCGCACGCGGACACCCUAAUUACACGCCGGGGACAUGGGGUCAGUGAGCAAGCUCUGCGGGUCCAGCCUCCAGACCUUCUUGUGUCCAGCCGUGAAGCCGCUCCAGCCUCCCCCAGUCGGACCCACCAGGCGGAGACAGCAUGGUGUUAAAAUCGGAAGACGGUGUUGUGCCGGAUGACCUCACCCCGCAGGAGAAGCAGGAGCUGGAGGAUAUCCGCCGGCGCAAGCAGGAGCUGAUGGAGGACAUUCAGCGGCUUAAGGAUGAGAUCGCAGAAGUGACGAGUGAGAUCGAGAACUUGGGGUCCACCGAGGAGAGGAAAAACAUGCAGAGAAAUAAACAGGUGGCCAUGGGGCGGAAGAAAUUCAACAUGGACCCCAAAAAGGGGAUCCAGUUCCUGAUCGAGAACGACUUGCUGAAGAAUACCAGCGACGACAUCGCUCAGUUCCUCUACAAGGGCGAGGGCCUCAACAAAACCGCCAUUGGAGAUUACCUCGGAGAGAGAGAUGACUUCAAUAUCGAGGUCCUUCAUGCAUUUGUGGAGCUUCAUGAGUUCACAGACCUCAACCUGGUUCAGGCCCUCAGACAGUUCCUGUGGAGCUUUCGGCUACCGGGAGAAGCUCAGAAGAUCGACCGGAUGAUGGAGGCCUUCGCUCAGCGCUACUGCCGAUGCAACCCUGGUGUUUUCCAGUCCACAGACACUUGUUACAUCUUGUCAUUUGCCAUCAUCAUGCUAAACACCAGCCUGCACAACCCAAAUGUGAAGGACAAGCCUUCUGUGGAACGAUUCAUCUCCAUGAACAGGGGGAUCAACGAUGGAGGAGACCUACCGGAGGACCUGCUCAGGAAUCUUUAUGAUAGCAUCAAGAAUGAGCCUUUCAAAAUCCCAGAGGAUGACGGCAACGACCUCACACACACUUUCUUCAACCCAGACAGGGAGGGCUGGCUGCUAAAACUGGGAGGGGGACGAGUCAAAACCUGGAAAAGGAGGUGGUUCAUCCUCACGGACAACUGUCUUUACUACUUUGAGUACACCACGGACAAAGAGCCCCGAGGAAUCAUCCCCCUGGAGAACCUGAGCAUCAAGGAGGUGGAGGAUAAGAAGCCUAACUGCUUUGAGCUUUUCAUCCCUGACAACAAGGACCAGGUGAUCAAAGCGUGCAAGACCGAGGCGGACGGGCGCGUCGUCGAGGGCAAACACAACUUCUACCGCAUCUCUGCACCGACGGCCGAGGAGAAGGAGGAAUGGAUGAACAGCAUCAAAGCCGCCAUCAGCCGGGACCCCUUCUACGACAUGCUGGCAGCCAGGAAGAAGAAGGUGUCGUCUAUGAAGAGGCACUAGGAGCUGCUCCAGCUCUGCAGAUGUUGCCCUCGGCAGAGCAGGGUCCCGGGACCCGAUGGCGCUGCCGGGGUCGGUGGUGGAGGUCCCACUCAGACCUUCCCCCGGGGGAAUUUGUCUAGGAUACACACACGUCUGCAGGACAGACAAAUGGGAAGCAUGCAGGGGGUUUCUAGAUACACGCUGUGGCCAAAGCGUCUUCUUAACCUCUCUCUCUGUCUCUCUCUGUGCUUUGUGUGCGCUCCGUUUUGAGGUCGUCGGGAAGUGUUGCUGUGAGGCAAAAGCCUCUGUUUCAAAAUCCUUUUUGAAGAUGCUUUAAAAACUAACACGGUUCCCAUUGACAUUGUGCACAAACACGGCAUGCGCGCUGUUCCCCAGUAGCACACGUCGUUUAAAACUCAGCAGGUCUGACCAAGUGGGGCACUCAAACCAAAAUAAUCUUCCCUUUCUUAAAGCGCUUUAAUGUGUUACGGUAUACGUGUCCUGUGUUUUUACAGCUUUAAAUGUCAAUUCCUCUUUAGUCUUUUUUGUUUGCUUUGCUUUUGUAGAGGAAAAAAAAAGGUCGUAGGAGGGAGAGUUUGAUCUACCAACAGUUUAUUUUAUAGAGAAAAGAAACUGUAUAUACAUAAAAAAAAAAAAGUUGCCACUCAGGAGAUUGUUCCGAUGUUGUGAAACGUUCCGUGUCGCCGUUGACACAGAUUCUGUUGCGUGAGGAAUGAAAGCCAACUGGGUGUCCGAGACCUCGCCCGUUUUUGUAAAUGUAACGCGGCAGCGUGCGGCCGAGCAGAUGAAGGCGUCUGCUCGUCUGUGCCGGCUGUCACUGUUGGAUGCCUGAAGGUCCUGCAGAUGCAUCUGUCCUCUCCCCUCAGGCUUCUUUUUGAGAAACUCUUUGGAAACUCAGAACCGGCGGCCCUGCUUUUUUUUUCUCCUUUUGUUUCAAACACUUUGAUUUCCUUAAUCUCCUGUUCAAAGUGCUUAGCCUCCCGGCGUCACGGCUGCCCGGUGAUGAAACGUGAUGAGAGAAGCUGCUGGUUAGCGACAGUAAAUCACCUGGAUGAGUCCUUUCUUUAUAGAGGGUUACCUAUUUAUCGAUUUAAACAUUAUUUCCGGCCGCCGGCCCGACCUCAAUAGUAGUUUGCACUGUGUGCUUCAGGUUGUUUAUGUAAAGGACAUAAUAUAUGACAUAUUGUUUUAGAGGCUUUGGAGCAGGACGCAGAACUGCCGGCUGCGUCAGAAAUGUACUGUGGGUAGCAAAAAAAAGGUGGACGUCGGGAAAGCUGGUCGGUCACACCGAGGCAGUGACUCGUCAUUUUGUCCCAAAAAACCCCAAAACAACCCCCAACUGCGUUGAGGUCCCACUUUGUGAGUCGCUCAUUGAGCGGCGGUCUUUUCCUCUCUCUGCUCCUCCCAGCGCACGGAUCCUACAGACAAAUGGAAGAAUGCAAAGCAAUCAUAAUUCCAGACAGUAUUGGUUUAUUUAUCAAAGUUGUACAUACGUGAAUGUAUAGUGGCUAUUUUGUCGUCUUUUUGUUUCUUGUUAGUCGCGCCAUUUAUUUUAGUAUUCCAUUUAAUGUUUGAUUUGAGGUUUGUAUCAUUGCCGUAUAAUCGAGCUGAAAUAAAGCCCAAUUUGUCCCAAACGCUGGCUGUGAAUGUCUGUUUAAACUGCAGCUCUUGUUACAGUACUAACGUUCCUCCAGCAGGGGGCGGUAUGUGAUAACCACGGCAUCUGAACUACCCUAAAUUGAACUCUUUCUGUUUCCCCGCCUACUAAUUACAGACAUGCCCAAUUAAUCACAGAUGAAAUUACGGGUUAUGUGGGGUCCCCAUGAAUAUGGAGUACUGCUUUCACUGGAAAUUGGAUAAUUCCCUCCCUGUUUCGUUUGCCAACGUUUGAAUUAUUCCAACCACAUUUACCUGCUGUGACACAAAUCUUUGUUUCAAUCCAGACUAUAAACAGGUCCCAUAACCUUUUCAUAUAUUUUUACGAGCUUGCCCUUAAAGUAUUUGUGGCAGCAGGGAAAGGUCGAUAUUUACAAGUGAAUGUGUAUCAUAUUAAAUGAUGCCUGGAAAAGCAA